Messenger RNA from Clupea harengus (Atlantic herring), 2167 nucleotides. It is a transcript of the gene rnf207b, whose product is annotated as ring finger protein 207b. Gene Ontology annotation, cellular component: perinuclear region of cytoplasm. Gene Ontology annotation, biological process: regulation of heart looping; regulation of cardiac muscle contraction. The record is from RefSeq and is a predicted model, not a curated record. Gene Ontology annotation, molecular function: Hsp70 protein binding; zinc ion binding; transmembrane transporter binding. NCBI's taxonomy places the organism in Eukaryota, Metazoa, Chordata, Actinopteri, Clupeiformes, Clupeidae.
CACCACAACACCCACCCACUCACUUCACUCUACUGUGGCAAGUCCAUGUCACCCAUGACGUAGGCAGCGUCUCUCAAAGUCUCCCACAGUCUUUGCCUGUCAUUGAUAUCAGUAGGCAGACACGGCAGGGAGAAAACCAGGGGAUGUCUGGUGGGAUCUUCUCCCCUUUGGAUAACCUCUAUGACCCAGACAGUGCCAAUUGCCACCCCUUGGUGUGCCACUUGUGCCAUGAGCAGUAUGAGCACCCAUGCCUACUGGAUUGUUAUCAUACCUUCUGUGCUAGCUGCCUGCGGGGCAGGGCUGUGGACAGUCGGCUAACAUGCCCCCUGUGUGGACAUCAGACAGUUGUUAAAGGCAUAAACCCACUUCCUCCUGAGGACCGUCUCCUUAAGUUCCUUGUGGACAACUCGACUGACAGCGAGGACACAGUGCAGUGUGCCAACUGUGACUUGGAGUGCAAGAAACAGGAUGUGGAUGCAAUGUAUUAUUGCAACACUUGUAGCCAACCCCUGUGUGGAGACUGCAAGGACAGCACCCAUAAGGCCAAGAUGUUCUCCCGUCACGAGAUUGUCUCCUUGGCUAAGCGCACCAAAGAGGCCCAUAAAAAAUGCGCCCUCCAUGAGGAGCUCUACAUCAUGUUCUCCACUGAGAAGAAGUCCAUGCUGUGCAUCAACUGUUUCAGAGACAUGCAGGUGGAGAGCAGAGCACACUGCAUUGAUAUUGAGACAGCAUAUAUGCAAGGCUGUGAAAAAUUGGACCACGCCGUCCUAGCAGUGAAGGAACUCCAGACUUCAGCCCGGGAAGCCAUCAUUCUGCUGAAGGCUAUGAUUGGAGAGGUCAGGGCCAAUGUGGAUGAGGAGGACAAUGCUAUCUGUGCUCUCUUCAACAGCAUGCAGGAGAAACUGGCAGAAAGGAAGAAGAUUCUCCUCAAGGCUGCUAAAAGUCAGCACGAGGAGAAGGAGCGAGCUUUCCAAGAGCAGCUGUCCCAUUUAGCAGCUCUGCUUCCUACCCUCCAAGUUCAUCUUGUGACAUGUUCUGCCUUCCUUUGUUCUGCCAAUAAAUUUGAGUUCCUGGACAUGGGUUAUCAACUGAUGGAGAGGCUGAAAAAGAUUGCAAAAUUGCCUCACAGACUAAGGCCGACUCAGGGCAGUAAGAUAAAUACAGAGUACCGGUCAGAGUUCGCCCGCUGCCUGGAGCCUCUGUUGCUGAUUGGCCAGCGCCGCUCCGUCUCUGGCAGUGUCUCAGGAUUGUGCCUUGGCAACUCCAGUGGACUCCUGCAGUCUUCUCUCUGCGCACCCUGCCACUGUCCUGCUGGCAGCGACAUGUCCCUGAGUUCCUCAGUGGUGUGGAAGCCCACCGCCCACCGCUACAUCAGCACCAAGGUCCUGCUGGCUGAGGGUGGGGAGACGCCCUUCACAGAGCACUGCCGCAACUACGAGGGCAGUUACAGGACCCUACAGACUGAAAUCCAGAUGCUGAAAGACCAGGUGCAGGAGGUUCACAGAGAUCUGACCAAGCACCACUCCCUUAUCAAAACAGACACCAUGAACGAGAUCCUCGAGAAAUCUGUGCACGUGGACCGAGAUAUUUCCACAGAAGCAUCCUCAGUGGAAAAGAUGAGAGCCAUGUUUGAAGAGGUCUGGGAGGAGACUUUUCAGAGAGUAGCAAAUGAACAGGAAAUCUACGAAGCACAGCUUCAUGACCUGCUUCAGCUGAGGCAAGAGAACUCCUACCUGACUACCAUCGCCAGGCAGAUUGGCCCCUACAUCCGGUCCAUUGCCAAGGUCAAGGAACGUCUUGAGCCCAGGCUAAAAGAGCCCAAGGUGUUUAAGGACGAUCGGACAGAGACAUUGGUCAAAAUCUAUGAUGAGAGCAGUGCUACUGACUCCCGGAGUGACACAUCCAGUACUGACGAUGAGGGUCUGGAGAAAUCGCUGGACAACUAUUCGCUGUUGGAUGAGACCACACCCAAGAGCAAGGACCACUACAGAGCAAGCAGGCAGAAGAGUCCUACAGAACUAUUGUCUCACAAGGAGAUACCUAUUUAGCACCAACACACCCUCUAAACAAAGAACUUCAUAAAUCAUAUUCUCAAGCAUGAACCAGGUUUAUGAAAAGUGUAAAAGAAAUGACAAAGCAUCUCAAACUGAUUAAACAUUUAACUUUA